GCAGAGCGUCCCCGCGGAGCCGGGCGGCGGCAGCAUGGGGCUGGAGCUGUACCUGGAUCUGCUCUCGCAGCCCUGCCGCUCCAUCUACAUCUUCGCCCGGACCAACAACAUCCCGUUCGAGUUCAAGCACGUGGAGCUCUUCAAAGACUCGGUGCUGGGGAAGAAGCCGGCGGCGGCGAGCGGCGCGGAGCGGCCCCGCACAGGUCCAUGUCUCUCCUGUGCUGAGGACCCCACAUCUGGAUGCAGCACUCCAGGGCCAUCAAAUAGUGAAGGGGAUGGCAAAAUCAGCCUCUUGAAGAAAGUACCAGUACUGAAGGACGGAGACUUCACCCUAGCAGAAUGCACUGCCAUUCUGCUGUAUCUGAGUCGAAAGUACAACACUCCUGACCACUGGUACCCAUCAGACAUAAAAAAACGGGCCCAGGUAGAUGAAUACCUCUCGUGGCAUCAUGCUAACAUCCGGGCUAAUGCUCCUAAGACCAUGUGGAUCAAGGUGCUGAUUCCCCUCUUCACAGGGCAACCACAGCCAUCAGAGAAGCUGCAGGAGGUUAUGGAGGGGCUGUCCACUUCCCUGAAGCAAUUUGAGGAGAGAUUUCUGCAGGACAAGGCUUUUAUCAUCGGGAGCGAGAUUUCCUUGGCAGAUCUUGUGGCCAUUGUGGAGCUGAUGCAACCUGUUGGAGUUGGUUGUGACAUCUUUGAAGACAGGCCCAGGUUGAUGGAGUGGCGCAGGCGGGUGGAGGAAGCUGUGGGGAAGGAGCUUUUCUUCCAAGCCCAUGAGAUGAUCCUGAAUAUCAAAGAACUGAGCAACAUUCAGAUUGAUCCACAGCUGAAAGAGCACCUGGCACCUGUGUUGAUGAAGAUGUUGAAAUGAAUUAACCUAUAUUAUUUUUUUUCCUGCCCUUAUUAUUAUUUUUUUACUUCUGUGAUCUCCAGCUCUACACCUAACUGGAAAAAAAAAACACUGCAUUUCUUACAUAGUCUUGCAAGGUGUCCUCCCCAGCUUCACUAAGCCUUCCCUGCAUCUUUGGGGGGUGGGAGCUGGGGAAGUUUUAAGACCUGAAACAUUAGAUUUGUAUGAACGGGAGAGGCCCUAUGGGUCCCUUAACACAUGCAUCUGGGUUAUAUUUUAGUGUCGCUCAGAAAUGUUGGAAACAUGAAUAGUAUUUCCUGAAAAAUUGGAGCCAGCCUGCAAACUGGAACAUCAGAGAUCUAUCUAGGAUGAGGAUCAUUGUUUUCAUGUGUUUGUAACAUUUGUAGCUCCUUCUUAAGUGGCAAGCACAGCAAAGCAUACCUGAUCCUCACUUCCCCAGCAUGCGUCUCUGCAUCAGUGAGUAUGGAACAAAGCUACAGUAGUCACUAAAGUAAAAAGAAGACUUUUUAUUUUAUUUUUUUUUUAAUUUAAUUUUCUCGUUGCUGGAGCACAUUGCUUGGCCACCCAUCUACAUUCCAUACUUCUGUUUGCCUUUAAGAUCCUGUGAGAAGUUUCUUUACAUUCAUCUAUGAUUGUAAAUCAUUGCAAUUCUUUAACCACUGCUCUCCACUUUUCAGAGCUGGGUUUCUUAGGCAUGUGGUCUGUCAGUACACGUGUGGUGGGGCAGUUCUUGGGAGAUCUGUGUAAUAAAGACCGAGCAACUUCAAACAGCUGAGGGUGGCCACAGCCUUCACAUAAUUGCCUACUUGAAUAUCCUCUGUUGAUAUUAUACAUGGAAUACUCUGAACAAAUGCAUUCACAGUGACUUCUUUAAAGAGAAUACGACUGCAAUCAAAUAGUUCUUUUCUGUGGUAAUAGUGCAAUAGCAAUCCACAUUCCUCCUAGAAAAUGGAAAGGAGGAAUAAAUCUAGACACGCUCUUUGGAGAUUGUUUUGGAUGGAAGUUCACCAAGUCUCCCUGUGCAAGCUGAAGUAAUAAGGGAGAUUUUGUGACAUUGAGCAACAUACGCAUCACAAUAAAAGGGCAGAGUUGUUUUGGAGCUUCAAGGCUCUCUUUCUUGGUUGUGUUGUUUCUGAUUAGUUGUAGCUCAAGUGGGAAACCAUUUUGUACUGCAGCACAAAAUAAUAAUAUAAUAAUGAAGCAAAAUAAGCAUUUCUAGUUUGGUUUUUGUUUUUUUUUUUUUCAGUUGAAAACAGCAAAGGAUGCAAAAACUGUUGGAAUAUGUAUGUCUGCAUACUUCCAGUCACAUCUCGCUGUUGCUCUUGAACCUUACCCUGAAAUCCUUGCCUAGUAAAUAAUUUGGGAAUUGUGUCUCUCAGUAACUGAACAGCUCAUUCUCUUUACAGUACUAACAUGUCUUGGCUACUCACAUUUCUGCUGUUAAGUACUAUACAACCCGAUAUAUUUGGGUGGGUUUUUUUCUGAAAUUUUACUGCUAGGUAUAUGGAUUUAGUCCAGAGUCUGGGGAGAUCUUUAAAUUCCCCAUCUGGAAAGAAAAUCUCAUUAUAUACUUGAGCUUUCAGUAACAGAAAAUUUCAUUUUUUAUGUUCUCUGUAGGGAUAAGAGACCUGACUGAAGGCUCUUUCUUUUUAUGAACUGAAAACAUUAGAAAUGGGCACAUGUUUAUUCCCACCUUUCCUUUCUUCUCUUAUCCCCCAAAGAUUUUUUUGCUCAAGUUUUAUUCAGGACUAUUGUCUACACUUGAGAUAAAUUUUAAAUGGGAAGUGGUUGACCAUUUGAGAACUUUGAGAGUGGAACUGCUAAGUGGCUGAUGACACACACACAUGCCUACAAAUGGGAAAAAAUACCAGGAUUUUCCAAAGGCUCAGCAAAAUGGAGACUGCUUUGCUGCUGUGCUGUCAUCUCUCGGCUCAUCCCCCUGCAAGCAUUUGAGUUGCCAGCUCCAAGACAGAAACAAUAAAAAACAAAUGCCUUUAGUGUAAUAAAAACUCUGGGAUUCUGGGUUGUGCCCUGAGGCCAUGGACAGUUUGCCAUUUGUGGUCAACCCCCAGGAGCAAAGGACAAAACGUAUCAUUAAAAUGUUUGUGACAGACCCUCA
Messenger RNA from Gallus gallus (chicken), 2990 nucleotides. RefSeq names its product glutathione S-transferase theta 1 (gene GSTT1). Bases 35 to 871 code for a protein of 278 amino acids. NCBI's taxonomy places the organism in Eukaryota, Metazoa, Chordata, Aves, Galliformes, Phasianidae. Gene Ontology annotation, cellular component: cytoplasm. The transcript has 7 exons. The record is from RefSeq and is marked validated. Gene Ontology annotation, molecular function: glutathione transferase activity. Gene Ontology annotation, biological process: glutathione metabolic process.